AUGGCAACCCAGUCCACACAGGAACGACAAGCUGAUGCCGCAGCUGUCAACGCCCAGCUUGACUUCCGUUCCUUUAUAGACCUCCUCCGUCAGGAUGGCGACCUGGCCGAGAUCAACCAGGAGGUUGAUCCGCAUCUCGAGAUCGGAGCUAUCGUCAGGCGCGUGAGCGAAACCAACAACAAGGCACCUCUCUUUACCAACGUUAAAGGCUCCAAGAACGGGCUCUGGAGGGUCUUCGGCAACGCGGCGAGUCUACGAGGUCACGGCAAGGACAGGUUUGGGCGGGUCGCCCGGAACUUGGGCCUGCCCAGAGACGCAUCGUGGCAGGAGAUUUGCGCCAGGACACAAGCUGCCAAGCUCUGCAGCCCGCUUCCACCGAACGUCCUGACGACAGGACCGUGCAAGGAGAACAAGAUUCUGGAUCCGAAGCUGAUUGACCUCCACGCGCUGCCGGCUCCACUACUCCACCAGGAAGACGGUGGCAAGUAUAUCCAGACCUACGGCGUUCAUAUCCUGCAGACACCAGACAAGACAUGGACCAACUGGUCCAUAUUCCGAGGCAUGAUACACGACAAAAAUCACAUUGUAGCGCAGGUGAACCCUAGGCAGCACAACUAUGUCGUUCGCGAGAAGUGGCGCGCGCUGGGCAAGACCGAGGUUCCGUGGGCGCUUGCGUUCGGAAUCCCCCCAGCCGCAACUAUAGCUGCGGCUAUGCCUAUCCCCGAGGGUGUGUCGGAAGGAGAAUACGUGGGAGCGCUUGUUGGAAAGCCUCUGGACGUCGUCAAGUGUGAGCUGAGCGACUUGAUGGUGCCCGCGAACAGCGAGAUCGUCAUGGAAGGCUUCAUGUCUCUGAACGAGAAGGCUGCUGAGGGCCCUUUUGGAGACUACCUCGGCUACGCAUUUGACGAUGACCGUCGCCAGAUGCCACUAUUCCGAGUUGAAGCUAUCACCUAUAGAAACAACCCUAUCUUUCCGGUUUCCGUUCCCGGACGAAUUACUGACGAGUCUCACACAACUGCGGCCCUGGCAGCAGCCGAGAUACUCACCUUCUGCAAAGCUCACAACCUCCCCAUCAGGGAUGCAUACGCACCCUUGGAGACCAUGGCCACCUGGUGUGCCCUGCAAGUCGAUGGUCCAAAGCUGCGAGCUCUCCAGACCACGUCGAGGGACUUUUGCACACAGUUAGGCAAUCUCUUGUUUUCUCAAAAGUGCUCCAUGCUCGUCAAUCGGUUCCUCCUUGUCGGUGAGGACGUGGACAUUUACAAUUAUACGGAGCUGACCUGGGCGUUCGUGACCCGCUGUCGCCCAGUACGGGACGACUACGCCUUUGACGACGCGCCCGCCCUGCCACUAACGCCUUAUCAAUCUCACGGGGGUGGCGAUCCGACGCGGGGUGGAAAGACCAUUUCGGAUUGCCUUUUUCCUAUGGAGUAUCGAGAUGGCCCGAACUUCCUUAAGGUCGACUUUGACACUUCGUACCCUCCUGAAGUCAAGGAAAAGGUGCUGCGGAAUUGGGAAGCCUUCGGGUUCGACGGAUGA
Messenger RNA from Thyridium curvatum, 1539 nucleotides. RefSeq lists its product as uncharacterized. Gene Ontology annotation, cellular component: cytoplasm. NCBI's taxonomy places the organism in Eukaryota, Fungi, Ascomycota, Sordariomycetes, Thyridiales, Thyridiaceae. The coding region runs from base 1 to 1539 and encodes 512 amino acids. The transcript is spliced from 2 exons. Gene Ontology annotation, biological process: ferulate metabolic process; cinnamic acid catabolic process. The record is from RefSeq and is a predicted model, not a curated record. Gene Ontology annotation, molecular function: carboxy-lyase activity.